GUAGCAGCUUCUCUGACCUCUUCAUUGGUAAGGUUCCUCUGGGGUGAGUCAGCGGAGAAGGCCUUUCAGGAGCUGAAGUCACGUUUUACCUCUGCUCCUAUUCUGACCACGCCUGAUCCAUCCCGCCAAUUCAUUGUUGAGGUGGAUGCCUCGGAUAGUGGAAUUGGAGCGGUCCUGUCUCAAAGGUCAGCUAAGGAUGGUAAAGUACACCCCUGUGCCUUCUACUCCUAUAGACUGUCUCCGUCUGAACGGAAUUAUGACGUUGGAGAUCUCCUUGCUGUGAAGAUGGCUCUACAGGAGUGGCGUCACUGGCUGGAGGGUGCAGAACUCCCAUUCCUCAUCUGGACAGACCAUAGGAACUUGGAGUACAUGAAGUCUGCAAAACGGCUAAAUGCCUGUCAGGCCAGGUGGUCCUUGUUUUUUUUUAACCGUUUUAACUUCACUCUGUCUUUUCGCCCAGGUUCCAAAAACGGAAAGCCAGACGCUCUCUCCCGCCAGUUCUGUGCUCCUGAGGUGUUGUGCGGCUGAAACCAUUCUGCCCACUAGGUGUCUGGUAGGGGCUGUGUCUUGGGGGAUUGAGAGGAGGGUCCAGAGGGCACUGCAGAAGGAGUCCAGUCCGGAGGAUUGUCCUACUAACUGUCUGUUUGUUCCGAGGUCUGUUCGCUCUGAAGUCCUGCAGUGGGGUCACUCUUCCAGCUUGGCGUGUCAUGCUGGGAUCAGGAGGACGAUGGCGUGCCUUCGCCAACGCUUCUGGUGGCCUAAGAUGGUGGAUGAUGUCCGCUCCUUCAUUGCGGCCUGCUCAACCUGCGCAUGUAAUAAGACCUCCAACCAACCACCUGUGGGUCUCCUUCAACCUCUGCCGGUUCCCAAACGACCAUGGUCCCACAUCGCCCUGGAUUUCGAGUCAGAGGCCUCUGUUCCCUCUGUCCAGGCCUUCAUCCGACGCUGCAAAUCCACUUGGAGACGAGCCCGGGCCGCGUUGCUGCACUCAGGUUCCCAGGUCAAGCGGGGGGCAGAUCGACGAAGAGUCAAGGCACCUCACUACCGGAGGGGGCAGAGAGUCUGGCUCUCCACCAAGGACCUGCCGCUGAAGGUAGAGUCCCGGAAGCUGGCCCCUCGGUUCAUCGGACCUUAUCUGGUCGAACGGGUCCUCGGUCCUUCCGCAGUCCGGCUGAGACUACCUUCAUCCCUUCGCCGGAUACAUCCAACCUUCCACGUCUCAAAGAUCAAGCCUGUCCGCCACAGCCCCCUUUCUCCACCGGCUGUGGCCCCCCUCCCCCCCUUAUCAUCGACGGGGCUCCUGCCUUUACAGUCAGGAAGUUGCUGGAUGUCCGGCGCCGGGGACGAGGGCUCCAGUUUUUGGUCGACUGGGAGGGCUACGGUCCAGAGGAGCGCUCCUGGGUACCUUCUCGUACCUUUCCGCCGUCAGCACCCCAACCAUCCCGCUCUGGCGCCAAGAGGCGCACGUUGAGGGGAGGGUACUGUCAGUAUUUGGACUCUGUUUCUGUUUUGACAUGUGUUUUUGUUGUGGUAGUUCCCUGUCGGAUUGGCGCAACUGUUGUGCUACCCUGUUCCGUGAGUUGUCUGUGUUUUUUGGAAAGUAACUUUUCCUGCUUAAGUCUCCUUGAAGGAAUACUUUUUUGAACUGUUAGCUUACAGAAGCUUUUUGUGUUUUUCGGCGUGGAAGCCUACAGUGGUCGUGUGCCCUGUUUUUGUGUUUGCCUUUUUGAUCCUCUGUUUUUUGUGGAAUAAAUCCUACUUUCAUCGAUCUGGGAUUGGGUCCUCUUUUGAAAUCCUGACAGUCUGCUGCAGACUCUGAGAGAGGGCCU
Molecule: messenger RNA, 1829 nt
Organism: Clupea harengus (Atlantic herring)
Lineage: Eukaryota; Metazoa; Chordata; Actinopteri; Clupeiformes; Clupeidae
Exons: 2
Coding region: 392-1471 (359 amino acids)
Source: RefSeq, a predicted model, not a curated record